Messenger RNA from Salvia splendens (bonfire salvia), 599 nucleotides. Its product is annotated as dirigent protein 5. The transcript has a single exon. Lineage: Eukaryota; Viridiplantae; Streptophyta; Magnoliopsida; Lamiales; Lamiaceae. The record is from RefSeq and is a predicted model, not a curated record. Bases 8 to 568 code for a protein of 186 amino acids.
CUCAACCAUGAACAACCCUAUUCCAAAACCUUGUUUCAUCAUCUUCCUCUCUUUCCUCACUCUCCUCUCCCUCUCUCCAACAACCCACUCCAAAACCAUCAAACCAAACGCCCCAUGCAAUAGAAUCGUGCUUUACUACCACGACAUCCUCUUCAACGGCACCGACGCCGCCAAUGCCACCUCCGUCAUGGUCACCAACCGCUCAUCCAUCAGCAACUUCAACUUCGGCAUGAUGGUGGUCUUCGACGACCCCAUGACGGCCGACGGCCGCCUCCUCUCGCCCGCGGUGGCGCGUGCCCAAGGCUUCUAUUUCUACGACAAGAAGGACAUCUUUAGUGCAUGGUUUGCUUACACCCUUGUCUUCAACUCCACCGACUAUAGAGGCACUCUCAACGUCAUCGGCUCCGACCCGUUUCUCGAGAAGACGAGGGACUUGUCGGUCGUUGGCGGCACCGGAGAUUUCUUCAUGGCGCGUGGGAUUGUUACGUUUGAGACCGAUGAAAUUCAAGGGGAUUUUUAUUUUAGGUUAAAGAUGGAUAUUAAGUUGUAUGAGUGUUACAAGAAAUAGCUUUUGAGUUUGGCUUUGUCUAGUUUUUCAU